Molecule: messenger RNA, 2873 nt
Organism: Asparagus officinalis (garden asparagus)
Lineage: Eukaryota; Viridiplantae; Streptophyta; Magnoliopsida; Asparagales; Asparagaceae
Product: pentatricopeptide repeat-containing protein At1g08070, chloroplastic-like
Exons: 4
Coding region: 9-1862 (617 amino acids)
Biological process (GO): RNA modification
Molecular function (GO): protein binding; RNA binding
Source: RefSeq, a predicted model, not a curated record
AUUAAGUCAUGGCCUUUUCUCCUCCCCUAACCUCUCCUCCCUCUCCCGAGUCUUCCCCAACUCCUCAACAAAAAAAUCUAAUCCCUUGGCAAUCAAUGCGAGGCCUCAAACAAAUCCACUCCCUAGUCCUCAGAUCCCCAUCCCUUCAAACCCCCCUCAUCCUCUCCAAGCUCCUCUCGUUCUCUGCUCUCAACCCUCACGGGGACGUCUCCUAUGCUCAGCUCCUCUUAGCGCACAUCGAAACCCCGACGACCUCGAUGUACAACGUCGUUAUCCGCGGGCUCUCCCUUAGUAGAAAAAUACCCGCGUCAAGCUCAAUGCUCGCGUACCAAGCGCUGCUGCGAUGUAGUCUUUGCCCUAACAAUUUCACGUUCCCUUCACUUAUAAAGGCUCUUGCCGAAUGUGGGUCUCUUUGGGAGGGCAGACUGGUGCAUGCCCACGUUGUUAAGUUGGGAUUUGAAUCAGAUUGUUAUGUGAGGAACAAUCUUAUCAGGUUGUAUACGGUCUGUGGAGAAAUGGGUAUUGCACACGAACUGUUCGAUAGAUUUCCCGAAAGAGAUUUGGUAUCCUGGACUACCUUGAUUUUGGGGUAUUCAAAGACGGGGCGUGCGGAGGAAGCUGUAUCAUUGUUUCUCGAAGCGACGGAUGAAGAUUUGAAACCGGACGCAAUUAUCAUGGCGACGGUGAUUUCUGCUUGCUCUAAAGUUGGGGAUUUGAAACUUUGUAGGAAGUUACAUAAUUACAUUGAUGCACACAACGUGGAGUCUGAUGUUGUCACUGGAAAUGCGUUGGUGGAUAUGUAUGCAAAAUGUGGUGACAUAGAGUCGGCAUAUUCUAUCUUUAAAGAGAUGAAUGAAAAAGAUGUUGUUUCUUGGAACUCUAUGAUAUCCGGGCUUGCGCAAAAUGGGGAGUUCAAAGAGGCUCUAAAAUUGUUUCGACGAAUGCAAUGUGAGGGUAUAGAACCUGAUGGCAUGACACUAGUCGCUGUGCUCAAUUCAUGUGCCAAUCUUGGAUCUCUUGAAAUGGGAAAUUGGGUGCGCGUGUACAUGGACAAAGUUUGCAUCAGAGCUAAUGGAAUUAUCGGAAAUGCCUUAGUUGACAUGUAUGCAAAAUGUGGAAGAAUAGAACAAGCAAUGGAAUUGUUUAAUAAAAUGACAAAAAAAGAUGUGUACACCUACACAACUAUGAUCCUAGGGCUUGCUAUGCAUGGGCAAGCAAAAGAAGCCCUAGACCUCUUCUCUGAGCUGUCAAAGGCACGUAUAAGGCCAAAUAGCAUUACAUUCAUCGGAGUGCUAUCAGCUUGUAGCCACGCUGGUUUGGUCAAUAUAGGACUUGCUCAUUUCCAUGAUAUUUCAAGGGUUUAUGGGAUUAACCCAAAAAUCGAGCAUUAUGGGUGUGUGGUUGAUAUGUUGGGCCGAGCUGGGCUUUUGAAUGAGGCCCAAGAAUUCAUCGAUAGGAUGCCAAUAGAGCCCGAUGCGUUCAUAUGGGGGACUCUCCUAGGUGCUUGCAAAAUCCAUGGGAAUGUCAAAUUAGGGGAGAGCGCUGCUAAGAACCUAUUAAAGUUACAACCGAAUGAAGAUGGUGCUUAUGUGCUUAUGUCGAAUAUGUAUGCAUCUGAUAAUCAAAAGGGGGAUGAGAGAACUAUGAGGAAGUUGAUGAAGGUGAAGAAGGUGAAGAAGACUCCAGGGUGUAGUCUCAUUGAAGUUGAUGGAAUGGUUCAUGAAUUUAGAAUUAGGGACAAAUCACAUCCUAGAAGAAGAGAGAUUUACAUGGUGGUGAAGGAAAUUGACGGUCAUCUGAGAAGUGAGGGCUACAGACCUGCAAUGGAGAUUUUGGAGCAAGAAUUGUGUUGGCAUAGCUAACACGAGAAUUAUCAAUAGCAAAGACAGAACAAGAGAACAAUGCACAAGCUUUGCCAAAGUGAAGGAGAGAAUAACCAUUGAAGCCACCUCCAGGAUUUCAUUUUCACCUACAGACGAGGAUCUCACUUUUCCGAUACCUCUUGGGCAAAAAGCUCCACAACUUACUUAUAAUAUCGUAAAUGAGGUCAAUGUGUAUGAGACUUGUCGAGAGAAACUUAUCCAGAAAUAUGAGAAAUGGGGAGCAAAUGGUAAAUUGUAGUUCCUCACUUCAAGAGACAGCAAGUACCCCCCACAGCUCUCGUCCUGCACGCCACACUCAUGAUGGAGCCAGGUACUGGAAAACUAGAGGAAUCAAUAAGUCAAUGCAAGGUCCAGAAAACCAUUUUGCAGAAUCAAGAAUUUUGGAUUAUUGCCUAGCUGAUUGUACAAUGACCAACUGGGCCAUGAAUGAAUUUAUGCUUGUUGAUGCCAAGGACAAGGACAAGAAGCCUGCUCAAAAACAGCCCAAGCCUGAAAAUGGUCAACCCAACAAUCCGGAUUCGCCAAAGAUUCAUGAUGGCUGUGUAUUAUGUACCAUCACUAGGAAAGUAGAAGAUGAUGCAGGCCAUGAAGAAGUCGAUCCAGAAAACGCAGAGGAAGCUCCUCGCAGAAAAAAAGUUUGUAUAGGAAAGAAGAAGAAGAACUAAGAAGCUGAUAAGAAUACAGGAAGUUUCCACUCCCUCCGAUAAUACUAAAGAGAAUGAUCAGAGUAAAAUCCUGCACGAAGGAGUUGACAAAUAAGUCACGGGACUUUGAAAAUUUUGUUGUUUGAAUAUAUGCUGGCUUUCAGAAGAACAAUCCUGAAAACAAAACCUGGAAAUUUGAAUACGUAGAUUUCUGUAUAAACUGGUUUCAGUUUCGGUUUCAUGUAGCCGCGUAUGGUUCUCUGAGAAGAAUGUAUAGUUUCAGGAUGAUUCUCUCUGAUUUUGUUACGUAAGUUUACAUUUAUAUGAUGGCAUUGCUUGCUUGUUA